AUGAAGAUAGAAGAGAUACACAACAAGGAUUUAUUGCUAUCAGAUAGAAUUGAUAUAUUAUACAACUGGAGAGCGACCGAGUACUUCUUUCAGUACGUACAGGACACCAAUGUAGUGACCAAUAAGAUAAUUCCAUUACUUAUAGAGGGUCUAGCAGGGACAAAGGAAGAUAAGAAGAAGACCAUGUCUGUUCUUAUAAGAAUCCGAAUAAACAGCAGUAUUCCGUCUGAACUGAUAGAUAGGCUAAUAGAUAUAGUAGAAAAGGAGGCACUGACCAAUAUAUCACUUGCUGUCAGGUGUUUGAUUGAGAUCACUAAGAAGACAAAGCCAACGGCACAGCAGCAUAUAAAGAUUCUAUCAGCAAUUACAGGGUUUUUUAUGAAUCUGACGAAUGACCUGCACUCGUCAGAGAAUGAGAAUGAAACGAGAAGGGCACUUUUAUUGAGCAGCGAGCCGAUUAUUCUGCUUUUAUUUUUAACACAGAUAUCACGAGAGGAGUUUAUAAAGAACUUUCUGCCGUUAGCAAAGGCUCUUUCGUCUUUUGUUUUGUUUUUCAUUCAACGGACAGAUUCUAUCAAUUUAUAUCUUAUUAACGAAAACAUAAAGUUACAGUGCAUUACGACUCUUACGCAAAUAAUUUCGCUUUUUAUGAGUGUUCUUAAGGACAAUCCGCCGGAAAUAGUAGCACUAUCUUCUUUUAUUCCGGAACUAAGCAUAUUCUUAUUGGGGUACUGUCCAGAUGAUGCGGUGACUAUUAAGAAAGACAUAUACCACCACUUAAGUAUUCUGAAGACAGAGAAGAAACGUAUUUUUGCCUCAUAUUCAGAAAUAAUUCUUAAGGAUGGGAUACUGCUACGGCCAAAGAACCCAGUGCUUAAGUUAUUGGGCCUUACAUUGUCUACAGAGUUUUUGAUUAUGUUCAGGGAUAUUACACACAGGCAUCUUUCAUUAAAAGUGUGCAGAGAGGCCGCGAAGAUUAUGUGUGAGUCAACAGACCACACGCUGAACAAGCUGUGUGCGAAUGUAUUAGUGCAGAUAAACGAUACAACUAUUAGUGAUAACAUAAGCAUAGCAGAGAAGGGGUUCUUUAUACGGAUGAAUUACAGCGCGUUUGUUACGGCAUUUAGGCAUUACAGCAAGUUGAAGGUGACUGAGGAAACAAAGAAUGUGCUGCGCUCAAUAAUACGAGGAAUGAAAAACACAAUGCACUACUUUUCUCUGUUCCAGAACAUUCCUUCAAACUCAAUUGUGUUUUCCUUAAAAUGCUUCAGCCCGUAUGAAGUACAGGAGCUGUCAAAUAAUCUAGGGAUUGCAUUUACGCCGUUCAACCAUUUUGACCUAGAGAAAAAAUCAGAUAUUAUCAUUGUAUGCGAAUUUCUGCUAAUUUUCUUUUAUCUGGAUGCAGCGCUGUUUGAGAAGGUGCUUCUAGAUAAUGUGGAAAUACUUUUCAACAGCACAAAGAAGAACAAGGACAUGUUUAUUAUUUGGAGGCAGUUUUUGGCAUAUGCGGGUGUUGCGAGGAAGUUUUCUGAGAUAAUCAUGCGAGAGCUGCUAAAAAUAGCGCACAACGAGAAAGACAAGGAAUUUAUUAUUCUUGGGUUCAGAGAAAUAUUUACAUCAUUUGCAGUGCACACUGUGGAGAUAGAGAGUGUAGUAGCCGGCAACUUGUUAGAGAUCUUUAGGAAGUGUUUAGUUUCAGAAGAGCGACUGCUGUACACACUAGAAAUAGUGAAGGAUUUAUUUAAGGCGGCAGGAAAGGAAAAGCUAGAUAAUCUGCAUAAAGAGAUGGCACUGGCUCUUCCUGGAUUUUUUGUAAAGAUAGAGGAAAUAAUCAGGCACCAUCCAAAUCGAGUUGAGCCAGUAGAGCUAAUUUUGACCAUUCCAGUAAAGAUAUCAGGCCUUCUUCCAUUUUUGGGGCAGAUGUCAAAGGUUCUUGUUCGGGCGCUGUGUCUAAAAAACCAGCUGUCUGUGCUUGCCAUGGAGAUUCUUGAAAUGUGUGUGGACAACUUGAACUCGGAGUUUUUGAUAUCCUAUUUAGGUGAUGAGAUUGACAAUAUAUUUACUACUUUAGUAAAUCUUGUGCAGGAGGAGGAGAGUUCGGUGAUGGCAAUUAAGCUGCUUGGAAAGCUGUCUGGAAAGGCAAGCACGUCUUUUAAUGUGACAGCAUCGGGCAAAGAUGAGAAAAAGUCAUCACUGACUGUUAUAAUUCCGGGGAAAACAGACAGGAUACAAAUAGGAAUUUCAGAAAUACUUAUGAAAGCCGCAAAGAUUCUUUCUGGCGAGGCACCGGGCAGCCAGGAGCAGGCACUUGCGCUUGUGGGGCACUACUUUUAUAUGUUUCUUAAGUGGGAUGAGCUUUCUGACACUAUUCUAAGAGUGUGGAGCAGGGAGAUGGAGGUAAUUAAAAAUGCCGACUUUAAGGAGCUACACAGCAAGGUAAGGUCGGGCGCCUUUAAUCCAGCAGAUGAGGAGUGGGUUGCAGAGCAGGAGGGUAUUACUAUACCGUGCGAGCUAAUCAGCGCGCUGUUCAAGUGCGCAGCAGAUCCCAGAGAAAAACAAAGCGCCCCGAUACAAAACACAAUAGCAACAGUUACUGAUAUAUACAAUGUUGGAACGCUGCCGGGCGGAGAACAGGCAUGCGCAGCAACUGAAGACGUGGACGGCGACAUAGCUGGGCAGGCAUCAGCGAACGCGGUGGAGGCAAAGAAAAUGCUGAUAGCUCUUUAUUCGUUUGUGUCGAUUUUCAAGUCACUUGAGCUUAUAUACUUUGAAGAGUUCCAGAGGCGGGUGCGGGUAGAUGUGUUUCAUCUAAUAUCUGCAUUAACGCGUGCAUUUGGCCAUCCCAGCACCGAGGGAGUGGCUCAAACAGUGCUAGCAACGAUGUAUAACAUUUCUCUUAAAAUAUGUGGUACACGAGAAAAGACCUCACAAAUGACUCUUUUCUAUAAUAUACUGCACUCAUUCUGCUCGGCCUGCUAUGCACAUAGCGAUGAAGAGAAAAUAUGCGGUAUUCAGGGGAUUUUAUUUAUGACACAGUCAUUGGAAAUAGGCGUCAACUGGCUGUUGUAUCAAGAAAUCCGGAUAGUAAAGGCUCUGUUCUUCUCUCUUUCAUCAAUCAGAUAUAAUACUGUGGAAAGUGUGAGGGAGGGGAUAUUCCAUAUAUGCAGAACCACGCAUGAUCCGGCUGUUGAGGCAGAACCAACGAAGUCAGAGUACUUUAUGCAGCUAAUAUUUACAUUUGCGCAGGAGCUGAGCCAUCCGUUGGAAAGGGUUCGCAGCGUUGCUAGAGAGUGUUUGAACUACAGUGCAGAGCUAUUUGGAUCCGAUGCUUCUGCAUUCUUGCAUCCAAUAAAAGAAAAGAUUCUUGCACAAGUUCUUAGCAAGCCACUCAGAGCCUUGCCAGAUGGGGUGCAGAUAGGAAACAUGGAAAUAAUGAGAUAUUUGUUUGGCCUGAGGCCCCCUCUUAUGACUAUAGACGACCGGAUGGAAAGGUUUAUUGGAGAGGCGUUCAGAAUCAUUGCAUCACCAAAUGGGACAAUUGAGUUGAAAAAAGCAGCUGUACAGUUGUUUGUGGCAGCAGCAAAUUCGCCUGACUUUAAUUCGAUACAUCUGUUAAUGAAAAUAUCGCAAAUGCUAAUUAAGGGAUUAUUUUCGAAAGAGGAAGAAAUAUGCGACGUGUGCCGGGAUGGACUAAGACAGAUGUAUAUUCUAGGAAGGGAGCCAGAAAGAGAACUGCUACAGACGUGGUUAGUGCCAAUUGUUAAUACAAUAGGGCAGAAAAAGAAUGUUGAGUCAGUUAUUCCAGGGCUUCUGCAUUUGCAGAGUCUAGACCGGGAGCUGUUUAAAACAGGCCUUGCAAGCAGUCUGCUUGAAAUACUAACUCAGCAGGGGCCUGGGCUAAGUCUAUCCGAGGAGAUCGUGGACAUGAUUUAUGAAAUAUUUGCAAAGACGCCGCAUCUGCCAGAAGGCGAGUUUCUCACGCGGUCUAUUUUGACGUAUGUGCAUCACUUUAAGACCACACCACCAAAAAUGAAAAGAAAGGGAAUAUCCGAGUAUCUAUCAAAUAGGCCAAUGGCAGCAAGCUUUUUGUUUAGGCUAGCAAAUGAUGACGACACAGCAUACUAUAUAUUGCACAGGCAUUUGUUGGAGAUUUCGGCAGGUAGCGUUCUUAGAAUGAAUAAUCUAAGCGUGGGCAGUCAGCACAGCGGAACUCUGUCUGGAGGGCACUAUCGAAGCAACCAUUCAAUGAUAGUGUCGGCACAAUCCACGUGGAGGCAGUAUGUGCUGUCAGAUGCAGCGGGAGAGGCGUUUACGCUAGAUAGUAUAGACCGAAUGGUUGAUAUAUGGAGAGAAACAACAGGAGAUGCAGAGUUUGAGAGAAUUGUGAGGAAAUGGAGCUUUAAAUCUGUGGAAGGAUUCAUUCGGUAUUACACAGUGGAGGAGCUGCGCACAUUGCCAAUUAAAAGACCACAGGAGGAUAGUGAAUUAGUGCUUGCGCUUUUCAUGGACUCGCUUAAUAAGGAGAUAAUACUGAAGAUAGACCCGAAAGUGCAGAAGAGAAUUCUUUUGACAGUUGAGCCAUUGAUUACGGACAAGUCUAUUCUUUGUGUGGAUGGAAUGCCUCCCUGGAGAAUUGAAGUGGCUAUGAUACUUAUUAAAGAUGGGCCAACCUCUUUGUUACAGCAGAAUAAACCUGCAUACAGCAAUGUGAAGCCGCAGGGUAGAGCAUCUGCGCGGUCUGCUAUGAGAAGUGCAAAGAACUCAAGAGGAAACAGCCCAAGUCUUGGAGAGGGGGUGGGAAGCCCUAGAGAGUCCGCAGAUCGAUAUAGAAUAGCAGAGUAUCUGACACAGGUUCUGGAGCUUGAGGCACUAGAGCCAGUAGAUGCAAUUCGAAUUACAGCAUUCUUAGUUGAAUUUGAUCCUCGGCCAAAUACAGAUGCCUUUUUACCUCUUAUUACAGCACACCCAGAGUAUGCGGAGCAUGCAAUUAAAGGAAUAGUGUCGCUUCUAAAGCGAUAUGGCGUAGAGCCGUUUAUUGAAAGCAUAUCCUCUGCGCUGGAAGACGACACGCUUUACCGCACGCAUUUGUAUAUUUUCUUGCCUGCUAUUGUGAAGGUGCCGGAGCUUUUUACGGGAUCGGGAAUUGAGGCGGUUGUCUGCACAAUGAUACAGCGCCUGUUUACAUCAGGAAGCGCGCGGAUUGCACUUCUUCUUCUGCAGGCAUCAAUUGUUUGGUAUAAAGAGGGUGCAAUAUGCGAUGGUGUGGCGUUAAUUUUAACAAGCUCGUAUGUGCUGUACUAUAUCCAUAACAAGACAGGAGAAAUAGUAGAGGGAAUAUCCGCGCUUCCGUUUUAUGACCGGCCUAUUUUAAUAGCAGCAGAUAGAAUACAUCCACAGUCAGUAGCCACACUAUAUACUGAGAUAGGAAAGAGUAGUAAAGCGCUUGCAGUUAGUUUACGAGGGGCAGUGAAUGCCUGUCUGGUGGAAGAGGGCAUGGGUGCAUUGGAGCAGAUUAUUCCAGUGGCAGCCAAGGUAGAUAAAGAGUGUGUGAGUGAAAUAUUCCAGGGCCUGAUUGCAAAGGGAAUAUUCCCCAAGCUGGCUAUUAUGUGUGCAGAGCUGCUUAAUGGAGAAGAGCCUGCAGAGAAAGCAAUGCACAUGCUGGAAGAGAGUUUGAAAGAUGGAACAAGCACAUUAUCUGAUACUUUGCCAGCAGGGCUAAAGCUUGCUCUGAAAUAUCCAACAACAGAGAUUCUUACAGUACUAGCACAGAUUUUAUCAAAGUAUCCAGAGGUGUUCAGAUACUCAGAAACUGCUGAGGGUGUUGUGAAUAUAGUGCAGAGCCCGAAUGUGCCAUCGGCAUUAAAGCAGAGUGUUCUGCUAGCCAUGGAGUCAGAAGAGUAUCAGGAGAUAAGGCUGGGUUUAGUGCAUACGGCAUAUAUUGAUCCACAGAUGCACAGAGAAGACAUAGUUUCCGGGUUACAGCCGCUGUUUGUUAAAGGUCUUUCCUGUUCUUCAGAUAGAAUUAGAUCAGAUUUUUUCAAGGUCUUUGACCAAGGCGUAUCAUCAAUACCCGAGGAGCGGCUUCUUUAUCUGAGCACAUUUGAGUGGGACUUGUUUGAAAAAGGCACAUGGCUUCCUGCCUUCUGCCGAAUGGUUUUAGGAAUGUUUGAUGUAGUCUCGCUGCAGACUGUUGCAUUCUGGGACUUGAGUGGCCUUGAGUUUGCGGAGCCCUAUAGCAUGUUGUCGAAAGAGGAAGAUAUUAGGAAUGCGCCAGAAGAGAUUACAGGCCAUGCCGCAUUUGGAUCUCUUCCAGCACUUUUCCAAGAGUUUAAGAAGUAUAAGGCGUCAAAGAAGUCUGUCAUGGGCUGUGUUUUGUCUCUGCUGCAUGAUAAUGAAUUGGCUGCAUCGCAGAUUAUUAAGUCUCUUCUUCCAGGAAUUAUAGAGUAUUUGCCAGAAAGAAUAAAGUCAUCGCUGCACGCAAGAAUAGAAGAUAUGCUUGUGCGCCUAGGUAAAUUGGGAGUGCCCAGAAUAUCCGAAACUGCAGAGUGCAUGAUCAUUGGGAUUUCAACUCUUUGCCAGAGUGCAUCAAACUAUGCUCCAAUACGCGCGGUAGAGAGCAAGUCAGAAAGCGAAUGUCUGCAUGGAUUUACUGAAGAGCAAAAUGAAAAUGAAAAGAAGAAAUCGUGUGAAGCAUGUAGAAUUCUUGAAGUGUCGCAGUACACUGGUGCGUGGUCUGCAGCUGCGCAUGUUCUGCAGGACAAGCUAGAAACAGCAGCUAUUUAUAAUGCUAUAGAAGAGAAAGACUACUUCCUAGCGCAGCUAAGAAUUUCUGCGUUUUAUCCAGAAACUGUGCAGGCUCUUCUUUUACAGCAGAUUGGAGAUAUUAAGUCUGCACAAGCAGCAUACGAAGACAUCCAGACAAAGGCACAGAGCGGGGUUCUUCUCUACAAUGAGUCUGAGUAUAAGAUUUGGGAAGAGCAGUGGAUUGACUGCGCAGAGCAUAUGCAGCAGUGGGACCUUCUAUCUGAGAUAGGCGUAGCAACAAAGAAUCCCAGCCUAACAGCCAAGGCAAAGUGGCACUCGUUAGACUUCUCCAUCGAGUCAGACAGAACGGCCUUUAAGGGCCUGCUAGACGGGAUACCUUUAAUUGACAAGACAUUCUACUAUUUAUUCAUUAUUGGGGAGAAAACACAGGAGACCGAGCAGUCUCUUUACAGAAUUGUUACAUCUACAAUAGAAGAGAUAGGGAAGUAUCCCAGGCUGUCGCCAAGGCAGCUGCGCGCGGUGGAGCGGUUCCAAAUAGUGGUGGAGAUGAAUGAGUCAUGGCAGAUAAAUGGAUCAGAUGAUUUAAGAAGAGAUCUUACGGGAAUACUGCAGGCGUGGAAAGAAAGAGUUCCAUUUGAGUGGGCCUCUGUGUCAUUUUGGUCUAUGCUGGUCCGAUGGAGAACGCAUGUAUUUUCAUCCAUAUGGAAUGGGCGAACAAAGGAGAAGACCCUACAGUACAGAGGAUAUCAUGAAACAGCGCAUAUUCUAAAUCUUUUCUCAAAAACGCUGCGAAAGCACCAAAUAUUACCAGCCGCGCUGUCUAAUCUUGAUAGCAUAUAUACUCUGCCAAAUAUUGAGAUAUCAGAUGCAUACAUGAAACUAGAGGAGCAUGCAAAGUGCUACUUGCAGAUGAAAGAGUAUGCAGCGGGGCUAGAUCUUCUGGGAAUGACAAACUUAAACUACUUUACACCAGCCCAGAAGAGCGGAGUCUUUUUGCUACGAGGGACCUUGCUAGAAGAGAAAGGCGCGCUGGAAGAUGCAGCAAAAGUGUAUGCACAGGCAGUGCAGGUUCAUCCAACCAAUGCCAAAGUAUGGUAUCGUUGGGGGCUUCUAUCCAGCAAAACAAACAGAGCCAAUGCGGUCAAUGCAUUUAUGCAGGCUAUAGCAAUAUCUCCUGGCGCAUUGGCAAGAAAGGCGGUUGUGGAAAUAGUUUCACUGAUGGAUCUUGAGCCGGCAAACAAAGAGAUUGAGAAGAUUUUCGACACAGCAGCUGCAGAAAUAGAUGUUUGGUGCUUUGUUCCGUUUGUUAUACAGAUUGUCUCAAUUCUAGCAGGAAGCGGAUCUUUAAUGGCAGCAUCUGUUCUCUCAAGGGUGGCGCACAUAUAUCCACAGGCAGUUUAUUUCCCUAUAAGAAAUGCACUGGAGGAGGAGAGAAGAAGUGGUGUAAAAGAAGGGCCAAUUUCAGACCUAUGGACAUUCCUAAAGACCGGAUUUACACUGAUGUGCAUUAACAUUGAGGGAAUUGUUGAGAGCUUUACGAUGCGGCUAAGAGCCUCUGCAGAAGAAGAGUUCUACAGGUUAAUCACAGCUCUUUUGUCAGAGUCGCUGCAGCAGUUGUUUGGAAAAGAGCCAAAGGAAAAUGGAUCCUUGCUAAUAGCAAUACAGAAGAUAUCUGAAAUGAUUGGAAUGUCUUCCCUGGCGCAGAAAUACAAGAGCUCGUUUGAUGAAGACUUUUCUUGUUUUUUAAAGGAAAGCGUAUCGCCGCAGAGUAUUUUUGAGCUGUCGCAAAAACUUUUAGUAUGGAAAAAGAGCAUGGAAAGAUUGCUGCUGUCGCACCCUAAGUCUAUUAGUAUUGAAAAUAUAUCAAGAAGACUUGUGGACUUUGACCAGCGAAAUGAUGAUAUAGAGGUAUUUGGGCAGUAUGUGGACAUAUCAGACAGAGCGCCACAGAUGGUUAAGAUAUCCCGGUUUGAGCCAGACAUAUACAUAAAAAGAAGAGGCGGAAUGAGUUUAAGAGAGCUUACAAUCAGAGGAAACAACGGGAGAGUGUAUCCAAUAUCUCUGCAAAUGCCAUCUGGCAAGACUGCGAGAAGAGAAGAGCGGUUUAUUCAAGCACUUUCUUUAUUUAAUGCAUCAAUCACAAAAACUGUUGAGAUAAAGAAGCGAAGAGGAUGCAUACCGAUUAAGAAGAUUGUUUCUCUAAACAACCAGACAAAGAUAUUCAUAGAAGCCGAGCCAAUGCAGUCACUUAAUGAUAUACUAUAUAAGCACAUGGGAGCAGAAAACGUAUUCCAAAUGAUAUUCCAGUGCAGGCAGGAUCUACAUAGUAUGGAUAAUCCCGGCCCUCUGGUUGAAACAGACGCACUUGACCCUGAAAAGCGGGUUAAAAUGUUUUUAAAGGCGUGUGGUACCAUGGGAGACGACCUUAUCUACAACCACUUUAUGAACAGUUUUAAUUUGCAGAGUGACUUCUUUUAUUUCAGAAAGUCUGUUUCUAUUUCCUACAGCAUACACUGCUUUUUGUCCUAUGUGUUUUCAAUAGGGUCAAGAAUGCCUUCUAGGGUGUUUAUUGGAGAAAGCACAGGAAAGGUAUACUCUACAGACUUCUAUCCGUCAUUUUGUGACAAGGCGUCAUUUGAAGAGGUUCCUUUCCGGCUAACUCCAAACAUACAAAGAAUAAUAGGGCGCGCAGGCCUUGAAGGACCAUUCUUCACUACAAUGUACCACAUGGCAAGGGUGUUUUCUAAAAAGACAUAUUUGCUCCGCUAUAUGGAUGUACUAGCAAGAGAAGAGGAAAGCCCAGAGCACGCAGAGAACAGCAUGCGUAUUGUUAGACAUAAAGUCCAUGAGCUUCUUCGAAUGGAUGAAGGGCCAUCAAUGAGCAUUAUUAAGCUAAUAGGAAACGCAACUAGCCCUGAAAGGCUUUCUAUGAUGGACCCACAGUGGCAUCCAUGGAUGUAAUAAUCAUGUAUUUCUAGAAAAUAGACUAAAAGAUGAUAAUUCGCUGACCCUAAACAGUGUUUUAAAUAAAACC
Nematocida parisii ERTm1 is the source of this 9799-nucleotide messenger RNA. RefSeq names its product atypical/PIKK/TRRAP protein kinase. Gene Ontology annotation, cellular component: SAGA complex; NuA4 histone acetyltransferase complex; nucleus. Gene Ontology annotation, biological process: DNA repair; regulation of DNA-templated transcription. The transcript has a single exon. NCBI's taxonomy places the organism in Eukaryota, Fungi, Microsporidia. Bases 1 to 9726 code for a protein of 3241 amino acids. The record is from RefSeq and is a predicted model, not a curated record. Gene Ontology annotation, molecular function: transcription coregulator activity; protein binding.